UGUUUGAACUGUCUUCUUUCUACCAGGACAGGUUCCAUCAAAGAAAACUCUUUAUUCUCCCACUCAUGAUGUUUAGAUGGUUCAUUCUUCACAGUGGAAACAGUGUGACAGUCUGCAGGGUGACACGUGUGGGCGUGGCAGCAGACUGAUGUGAUGUCUCACAGUAUCUGUAACCUGAGGUCACGUGACUGUCUGCUGUGCGAUCGAUUACGUCUUCUUCACACGAGGAGUCUGUGAAAGGACGCCCUCUGCUGGAGGAGUCCACCUCUGCACGUGAAGACAGGAUCAGACUGUGGAUCCCGGAGAGUCUGACCAGGGGAGGAGAAAACAACACACAGACGCACACAUCCACACACACCGAUCUCUGUGUGUGUACGCUGCUUUACAGACACCAGCACGGUCUCCUUCUCCUCCUUCUCCUCCUCCUCUCCUUCCCUCCUCUCCUCCUCCUCCUCUCUCGGUAUGCGCGCUCUGACGGUGUGAGGAUGAUCUCGGUGGUCUCCACGGUGGAGAGCGCUCCCAGAGGAGCGGGCAGCCCGCCGCCGAGCCUCCUGCAGCGGCUCCGCAGACUCAUCACCAGGGACCUGCUGGUGACUCUGGCUAUGGGUCAGAUUCUGUCUCUGCUGAUCUGUGCCAUCGCUCUGACCAGCAAAUACCUGGCUGAUGACUUCCACGCCAACACGCCUGUGUUCCAGAGCUUCCUCAACUACAUCCUGCUGUUCCUGGUCUACACCACCACCCUGGCUGUCAGGCAAGGUGAGGGGAACCUGCUGGCCAUCCUGAAGCAGCGCUGGUGGAAAUACAUGAUCCUGGGUCUGAUAGACAUCGAGGCCAACUACCUGGUCCUCAAAGCUUACCAGUACACCACACUGUCCAGUGUGCAGCUGUUGGACUGCUUUGUGAUCCCGGUGGUCCUGCUGCUGUCAUGGUUUUUCCUCUUGGUGAGGUAUAAGGCGGUUCACUUCGUUGGGGCAGGACUGUGUCUGCUGGGAGUGGGCUGCAUGGUGGGUGCUGACAUCCUGCUGGGUCGACAGCAGGGCCUCGGAGAGCAGAAGCUGUUUGGAGAUCUGCUGGUUCUUGGAGGAGCGACGCUGUACGGGAUCUCAAACGUCUGCGAGGAGUUCAUUGUGAAGAACAUGAGCCGGGUUGAGUUCCUCGGCAUGAUGGGACUGUUUGGAUCCUUCUUCAGUGGAAUCCAGCUGGCCAUCAUGGAACACAAGGAGCUGCUGAAGGUGCCGUGGGACUGGCAGAUAGGUCUCUUCUACGUGGGUUUCAGUGCCUUCAUGUUCAGCCUGUACAGCUUCAUGCCCGUGGUGAUAAAGAGGACGAGUGCUGCGUCAGUUAACCUGUCUCUGCUCACAGCUGACCUGUACAGCCUCUUCUGUGGCCUCUUCCUCUUUCACUACAAGUUCUCCAGCCUCUACCUGCUGUCGUUCUUCGUCAUCAUCCUCGGCCUGCUCCUUUACUCCUCCUCCUCUACCUACGUGGCCCAGGACCCCCGAGUCUACAAGCAGUUCAGAAACACAUCCAGCCAGCCGGCCCCUGAUCAGUCCCCGCUCAGUCCUGGAGCCCCGGAGCCCUUGGUCACCUACACCAGCCUGGGCCCUGAGCCGGGGGAUGAACUUCCUGUGCGGGUGGCCUGAGAUGACCUGAGAGGCGGGACUUACUUAGAGACGUGCUGACUGUUCCCAGACCGGCUAAUCAAGGCGGCUGGUUGGACUUCAUUUCCUGCUCUGAUGGAGGGGCGGAGUCUCCCCCUGCUCGAGUGAAGACUGAUCCAUGUACCUGAACACUGCCCGAGUAGAGGGUCAUUAAAGUAAAGAGCAGAGAGAUGUUGUGUUCACUGUGAUAGAGACCGUCAGCGGACUGAAAAUCAUCCAUCCAUCUGUCAUGUAUGUCAACUGUCCUCUAAGGGGACUGGGGGCUGAUCACAGCUUUCAUUGGACCAGAGGUUUGGGUUACACCUGGACAGGUCGCCCAUCAUCGUACAUGUAAAUAGAUAUAACGAUCGUUUUAUGUAAUAUCCUACUUUCUUUUUUAUAUCUGCCGAACAAUGUUUGUGCUGACGACCUGUAUAUGCUAGGUGCUGUUUAUUUCAUAUCUUACAGUGUUUCUAAAUCUUCAAACACAAACUUGAGUCCGAUAAACCUGCUUCAGCCUGCAGCAGGGAAACAGGCUGCAACAUAA
Molecule: messenger RNA, 2187 nt
Organism: Notolabrus celidotus (New Zealand spotty)
Lineage: Eukaryota; Metazoa; Chordata; Actinopteri; Labriformes; Labridae
Gene: slc35f1
Product: solute carrier family 35 member F1
Exons: 9
Coding region: 486-1643 (385 amino acids)
Biological process (GO): transmembrane transport
Cellular component (GO): membrane
Molecular function (GO): transmembrane transporter activity
Source: RefSeq, a predicted model, not a curated record